Closterium sp. Naga37s-1 is the source of this 414-nucleotide messenger RNA. The record is from the annotation of a GenBank genome assembly. NCBI's taxonomy places the organism in Eukaryota, Viridiplantae, Streptophyta, Zygnematophyceae, Desmidiales, Closteriaceae.
AUGGCGGACGGUCCCGCGACUAGACAAUGGACCACUGGCUGCUGUGGCUUCUGCGACGACAUAAGCUCAUGCUGCUGCGUUCUGUGGUGUCCCUGUGUCGCCAUUGGCCGAAUCGCUGAGAUUGUUGACCAGGGAGAGACUGGUGCCUGCCAGGGGUGUUGCUGCUGGUACUGGAUCCAAGCUUUCACUAUCAGUACCCUCGGGUGCCUUUAUUCCAAGGGUUUCCGUACGAAGUUGCGAAGGAGGUACGGCCUUCCAGCAGCACCGUGCGGUGACUGCUUGAUGCACUGGUGCUGCCCCUGCUGCGCCGUCUCCCAGGAGUACCGCGAGCUGAAGAACCGUGGCUGGGACCCAUCUCUGGGUUACCAGGAAAACAAGAACAAGAAUCCGCCUCCCCAGCAGUUUAUGAGCUAA